Apiotrichum porosum is the source of this 2082-nucleotide messenger RNA. Its product is annotated as endodeoxyribonuclease. The record is from RefSeq and is a predicted model, not a curated record. NCBI's taxonomy places the organism in Eukaryota, Fungi, Basidiomycota, Tremellomycetes, Trichosporonales, Trichosporonaceae. Bases 1 to 2082 code for a protein of 693 amino acids. Gene Ontology annotation, cellular component: nuclear chromosome. The transcript has 11 exons. Gene Ontology annotation, molecular function: DNA binding; DNA topoisomerase type II (double strand cut, ATP-hydrolyzing) activity. Gene Ontology annotation, biological process: meiotic DNA double-strand break formation; meiotic DNA double-strand break processing; reciprocal meiotic recombination.
AUGUUUGAUGGGACCAAGCUUCGUUUCCUCCCCUUAAUUGACCUCCUUGUACCAUGUGUUGAUGACGUGGUUUCAUUCGAGGGUGGGGUGGACUACAUUGUGAUGGUGGAGAAGGACUCCGUGCUUCAAAGGAUCAUCAGUACGCGUAUUCUUGCAGACCCGACGCUCGGACGAGGCGUGUUUCUCACCGGCAAAGGCCAAGGAGACGGUCUGACAACGAGGCUGCUCAGCAAGCUAGCUGCGACCUAUCCCGCAGCUCCGGUCCUCGGACUGGUCGACCCAGACCCGCAUGGCCUGCAAAUCCUGGUCACAUACAAGAUGGUUAUUGACCCCGCUCUGUUCAGGCCCCUUACCGACAGAGAGGUUGCCAUCCUUGACAACCUCCUCAACAACUACGAGCUCCUGGACGACUGGCAGUGUCGCGAUGACGGCGUCGAGUGUAUCGUUCGUCCCCGUGCUAACGCUGCCAUCCUCGCCGAUGACCUUCGAUGGCAACAAUCUGUCGAGUUUCGUCUCCAGAGCCUUACAGAUGAGAUUGCAACUGUCAAGGCCGCGAACGCAGACCUCGUCCGCCAGCUGGGCGAUGGUGGUGGCGGCCGCAGCGUAACAGCGCCAGCGGGCCCACCAUCGCAUCAGACGACCACUACUCCCGGGUCACAACUCGACUCGCGGCCCCAUCCGCUUCCUCAGCACUUGCACGGCCUGCGAGACAUUCUACGUCCUGCUCUUGCCGAGCUGCAGCACCCCACGAACCUGGAUGUCGCCAUUGAGGACGCGACAGUUCUGUGGGAACACUUCUACGACAGCCUUGCCAUCUACCACGGCUUUACUGCCAGUACCGAACUUGCCACCCCUUCCCCUCUCCUCUUCUCCGCCGUCGUCACCGCAUCCGCCAAACGCUUCACAGGCCACCUGGCAACCCCGGUCGAGCGGUGGGAGGAGCUCUUCCAGCGGGCACUCAUCCGCCUGCUGUACAUCACCGUUCCCAAGACCUGGGACGACGUUGUCGGCCUAGGCAUUGCGCGGACGUGGUGGUGGAAGGCUGACGAGAUGACUGCGGGCCUUGCAUACGGCGCGUUCGUCGAGACUGCGACUGGAGGGCAAAAUUCGUUUCGCGACAGACGCGUGUGGGACUUUCUCGAGCUAACAACAAUCUCGCACGGCAUUCUACACCUCUCCACGCCCAUCGUGCCCGAUUGCCCACCACGAGGUGUACCGGACCGCACAACGUCCCACGUUUUCCUUAUGGCUCUCAACGAGCUUUUCGACUCGCUCGGUGUCGUCAACCGUGCCCUCACGACUCCACGGAGUCUAGUCAUGCUCGCACUCUAUAACCAGCCCGUGCUCGCCCCCUUGACGUAUGCCGAGGUUCACGUCCUCCGCGUCUGUCGGACAGACCUUGAUCGCUGGUGCCCCAAGUGGCAGUACGAAAUUCAGAACGCAGACGCUGUGAAACUUCCCACAGGGAGUGACCGAGACUUCCUGAUCAACCUGGUUGGGCUCUACUAUCACGUCGCCUUGUUCGUGAUCGACGCAUACCUGAAUCAAGGACCUCAGCCAGAUACGCAGCAGUACGAAGCGUCCGCCCGCGAUCUGCUGAACCUGGUCGUCGGCAAAUGGGCCGACUCGCUGCACAUGUGGCCCAAGCUCUUCCUCCACUCUGCGCUGAUAGCAGCCCUGGCUGUGUCUCCUGAAGAACCCCUGGUUCGCCGUGCGCACGACCUGUUUGUCAGUGUGUCCAACAUGCUGCACACGUCUGGGUCCAAGCUUCUGCAGCGGCUCGUAGAACGCUGCCAAGCCCAACAAGGGCCCCGCUCGGCAGUUCAGCUGCCCAUGGUCUUCACCCCAAUCCCAGACAUUGACAUGGCCAUGGCCUACACUGGAAGUGAUUCGUUCUGGAGUGACCUCAGUGGCAUGCUGGGUCUGCCCCAGGGCGAGGUCCUUGUCCCCGCUCCCCCAGCCCCUCCCCCUCCCCCCCACAUGGUCCCCGAACAGGGCAGCGGUGGUGAGGUGCCCUGGCCCCGGCAGCUGUCCGGCUGGAAUUCGGGUGUUGGCCGGAUGGGCCGCAAUGGGUCGUUGUAG